Molecule: messenger RNA, 1062 nt
Organism: Theileria annulata
Lineage: Eukaryota; Apicomplexa; Aconoidasida; Piroplasmida; Theileriidae
Exons: 4
Coding region: 1-1062 (353 amino acids)
Biological process (GO): iron-sulfur cluster assembly
Cellular component (GO): cytosol
Molecular function (GO): ATP-dependent FeS chaperone activity; iron-sulfur cluster binding; ATP binding
Source: RefSeq, a predicted model, not a curated record
AUGAAGCAAGAAUCUAAAGAAAGCUUUUGGAAUAACCUUUUGAAAUUUAUUUCAAAUCAUUCAACUGAAAUAAAAAUCAUCGCAUUUAUCACUGCUUAUCACUAUUUGAUUAAAUACUCAAGCAAAUUCUCAAACACAUUUAGUUUUUUUUCCAAGAGAGACGAUAUUCCAGAAUCUUGCCCAGGCCCUGGAACACAAUACGCCGGGUUAAGUAAAUCUUGCGAAGGAUGUCCAAAUAAAUCAUCUUGCUCCUCUAAUAACCCAUCCAACUCACUCAACUCAAACACUCCUAACUCUCUCACUGAUGUUCAUAACAUAGUGGUAAUCGCCUCUGGUAAGGGUGGAGUCGGCAAAUCAACGGUAGCCGUUCAAUUAUCUUAUAGUUUGGAACGCCUGGGUAAAAGGGUUGGCCUGUUAGAUAUUGACAUCACAGGCCCUUCAGUGCCAGCCAUGACUAACACUCGUCACUCUGAGGUAUUUGAAUCGCUUCUAGGUUGGUCUCCGAUUUACGUUACUGACAGAAUGUGCGUAAUGUCAAUUGGUUACUUAAUGAGUAACGAUGAGCAUUGCAUUAGCUGGCGUGGAGCUAAGAAAGACGCUUUAAUUAAGAAGUUUUUAACAAGCGUUAAUUGGGGUGAAUUGGAUUACUUAGUGGUUGACACACCUCCUGGCACUUCAGACGAGCAUAUAACCUUUAUUAACACUGUUAAAUUGCUCAGAGGAGUUGACAAAGGUGGCUUGAUGGGAGUAUUGGUAACCACUCCACAGAAAAGAGCAAUAGACGAUGUAAAAAGAUCAGCUAAGUUUUGUGCCGAUGUUGGAAUUGACAUAGUAAUGCUGGUUGAGAACAUGACAAAUUCGUUUCUGGACAGCACUGAGCAAACUGAUAUUCCCGAUGUCACGAGUGUCAAUGAGUUAAAAGACUUAUGUGAAAAGUAUAAAAUAAGUAAACACGUAACAAUUGAGUCUGAUCCUAAAAUAACGCAAGCUGGAGAAUUGGGACAAUUUUACCAUCAAAAUGAUACAUUCCUAAACUUGGCAGAAACUUUAUUAACACUGUAA